This is a messenger RNA of Cydia fagiglandana, 2510 nucleotides long. RefSeq names its product protein mothers against dpp (gene Mad). The transcript has 3 exons. Gene Ontology annotation, biological process: regulation of transcription by RNA polymerase II; cell differentiation; anatomical structure morphogenesis. Gene Ontology annotation, molecular function: I-SMAD binding; DNA-binding transcription factor activity, RNA polymerase II-specific; RNA polymerase II cis-regulatory region sequence-specific DNA binding. The record is from RefSeq and is a predicted model, not a curated record. Gene Ontology annotation, cellular component: heteromeric SMAD protein complex. Lineage: Eukaryota; Metazoa; Arthropoda; Insecta; Lepidoptera; Tortricidae. Bases 312 to 1580 code for a protein of 422 amino acids.
AGUUCAAUGGAGGCACUUGACGCACUUGACAAGCGUUUUAUUUUCAUUUUUCGAAAUUUAUCCUGAUCCAAGCUAGAAACCUGAGAACGAGUUGCAGCACAAAUUAAAAGUGCAACGUACAAGUGUUCUAAAUAGAGGAUUACAGUGUUAGUGUUAUCGUUCGUGAUCAGCGUCGGAACGCUUGGUGUUUUGUAAUUAGUAUAGUACUUGUGGGGAAUACCAAGUAUCGAUGGCCGUUUGAACGUUUCCGAGGUGUAUUUGUUGAACUCCUGGAGCAGUGAGUCACCGUAGCAUAGUAUCGGGCGGUCGCCAUGGACACCGACGAUGGGGAAUCCUCGAGCAGCGGGCCGAUGUCCAGCUUAAACAGCCUGUUUUCUUUCACAAGUCCUGCCGUCAAGAAACUCCUGGGCUGGAAACAGGGCGACGAGGAAGAGAAAUGGGCGGAGAAGGCCGUAGACAGCCUAGUGAAGAAGCUGAAGAAGAGGAAAGGAGCUAUAGAAGAAUUAGAGCGAGCACUUUCGUGCCCCGGAACUCCAUCUAAGUGCGUCACCAUACCACGCUCGCUCGACGGCCGGUUACAGGUUUCCCACCGCAAAGGGCUGCCGCACGUGAUUUACUGCCGCGUGUGGCGCUGGCCCGACCUACAGUCCCACCACGAGCUCAAGCCCCUCGAGAUCUGCCAAUACCCAUUCAGCGCCAAACAGAAAGAGGUCUGCAUCAACCCUUACCACUAUAAACGGGUGGAGAGCCCCGUCCUCCCUCCUGUCUUAGUACCACGACACUCGGAAUUCCCACCUGGGCAUUCUCACAUGCCCUUCCAAAGAACUGCGGAACCAGCAAUGCCCCACAAUGUCUCUUAUUCCGGAUCGGGCUUCCCUCCUUCGGCCAGUUCUGAACUCCCGGACACGCCUCCACCGGCGUACUCCCCGCCCUCGGACGACAUGGAACCACCGGGCGAAGUCGCGCCCGUGUCUUACCAGGAACCGGUAUAUUGGGCUUCAGUAGCCUACUACGAACUGAACUGCAGAGUCGGCGAGGUGUUUCAUUGCAACUCCCACGCGGUCGUCGUCGAUGGCUUCACGGAUCCGUCCAACAACAGUGACAGAUUCUGCCUAGGACAACUGAGCAACGUCAACAGAAACUCUACUAUUGAAAACACCAGACGCCACAUAGGAAAAGGCGUGCAUUUGUACUACGUGGGCGGGGAAGUGUACGCCGAAUGCCUAUCCGACGCCGCCAUCUUCGUGCAGAGCCGCAACUGCAACCACCACCACGGCUUCCACGCCUCCACCGUGUGCAAGAUACCGCCCGGCUGCUCCCUGAAGAUCUUCAACAAUCGCGAGUUCGCGCAGCUGCUGUCUCAGAGCGUGAAUCACGGCUUCGAAGCGGUCUACGAGCUCACCAAGAUGUGCACGAUCCGAAUGUCGUUCGUGAAGGGAUGGGGAGCGGAGUACCACCGCCAGGACGUGACGUCGACCCCGUGCUGGAUAGAGAUCCAUCUCCACGGCCCGCUGCAGUGGCUGGACAAAGUUCUGACGCAGAUGGGGUCACCCCACAACGCCAUCUCCUCUGUGUCCUAGCUGUGUGCCCGAAUUCAGACCCCACCGUAUGUAUUUCCUUCGUAUUACUCGUGCGACCAUUUAACGCACGCAAAUUGCCCUCGUAUUACUGCAUUUUAAACGCGAACAUUUUGUACAUUUGUACAUUAUUUUACUUCUAUAAACGUUUAAUUCGCGCAAUCUUUUACACAUUAUUCCUUAUGGGUAUCCGUUGUUAUACCUAUUGCUUAAUGUUUUUAAUGGCUUUCACAACCUCCGUAUUUUUUUACUUGCAAUAUUGGGGGUUAAAAUGUAGUAGAGACAGAAAUUGAAGUACAAAUUUCACUGUAAUGUAUGUGAUAAAAUGUGCGAAAGCUAUCGCUAAUGUCAAAUGCAGAUCUUAUUGUAAGACUCGCCAUACAUGGUAACCCGGUAAAAAUGAAUUUCUAUGCUUACCACAGUGAUAUUGAAAUAAAACCUAAUUAUGUAGUUCGAGUUUGAAUUUUGCAAUGUAGCUAUGUAUAUAGCGAGUUAUUUCUGGACCGUCAUGAAGCGUUUUGACGAAACCUUAGGGACAACGUUUUUAAUUUUAGUGCAGUACCUAUUUAAGUGAUAAAAUCCAAUUUAAAGGCAAUAGUGAUAAAACAGGAAGCAAAAAGAUAGCAAGGAAGGUAACAUAAUUAUGGAGUACGUUGCAGCAAUACAAAAUUGAUACCAACUUGCCCAGAAGUAUUGACUCCGUCGUGCAGAAGUCUGAAAUAAAACAAAAUAUUAUACAUAUUUAUUAUAAAUUAUUAAAAUGUAUUUAAACAUCUGUAAAUCAUUACUUUAUUAUACUUCUGAUUACAGUCAGCAUCAAUGGUAGUUAGUAGCGAAAUAAACCCGCCAAAAGAAUCUGACCGUCAGCCUGAUAUAAAUAAAUAUAUUUCUAUAGUUUUUCAAAAGUAUCCUCCACACUCAUUGUUUAUAUAU